AUGGAGCUUAAAACAAUAUUCAUCGUUUGUAUUGUAAUUUUCACAAGCGUUUGUAUUGGCGUCGGUGAUGCAUUGCGUGACUGGUUCCAAGCAGAAGAUGGGCACGAAUAUUUCAUUGAGACAGAAAAUAAUUACGAAUGGCAUAAGGCCUCAGCUGAAUGUAAACGUCGUGGUCUGCGUUUGGUAGAAAUUGAAAGUGCUGCGAAAAACAAGGCAUUAGAUACCUUGCUAAGAAGUGCAUUUGGAAAUUCUUUACCAUCUCUAUGGAUUGGUGCCACCGACCUUGAAGUGAUCACUGAAAAAAAUCGUCCAUUCUAUUGGUCAACGACGGGAAGGCGUGUGAAAUUUGCCGAUUGGAGCAUACAUCAGCCAGAUAAUUACAAAGGAAAUGAACAUUGUCUUCAUCUUUAUGCUCCAUAUAAUUUGAAGUGGAAUGAUGCGCCCUGUACGAUGAAACAGGGAUUUAUUUGUGAAGAGAGAUUUAUUAGUAGCUAA
Messenger RNA from Musca vetustissima, 495 nucleotides. RefSeq names its product lectin subunit alpha-like. Lineage: Eukaryota; Metazoa; Arthropoda; Insecta; Diptera; Muscidae. Gene Ontology annotation, cellular component: external side of plasma membrane; extracellular matrix. The transcript has 3 exons. The record is from RefSeq and is a predicted model, not a curated record. Gene Ontology annotation, biological process: cell migration. Gene Ontology annotation, molecular function: extracellular matrix protein binding; extracellular matrix binding. The coding region runs from base 1 to 495 and encodes 164 amino acids.